AACAGAAUAUCACCAGGUUGCCUGGUUUACCGAUGAAAGAGGGUCGGGUACACAUCGUCAACGAUGUUAGUGAUAUUAUUAAGCCUGCUAGGAUGACCCUAUUACUUGGUCCUCCAGGAUGCGGGAAGACUACAUUCUUGAAAGCUUUAUCUGGAAACUUGGACAAAUCGCUCAAGGUAACUGGAGAGGUAACAUACAAUGGAUAUAAGCUCGGGGAAUUUGUGCCACAUAAAACAUCAUCUUACAUUAGCCAAUAUGAUAUGCAUGUUCCCGAAAUGACUGUCAGAGAAACAAUCGAUUUCUCGUCUGAGUGCCAGGGUGUUGGCAGCAGACCAGAAAUAUUGGCCGAGGUCAUGAGGCGUGAGAAAGCAGCAGGAAUCGUUCCUGAUGCACAGAUAGGUUCAUAUAUGAAGGCAAUUUCCGUUCGAGGACAAAAGACUACUCUUCAGACCGAUUACAUAUUGAAAAUCCUAGGCCUUGAUAUCUGUGCCGAUACACCCAUUGCAUGCAUCUCUGGUGGUCAGAAGAAAAGACUCACAACAGGAGAUUUGCGCAGCCGAGAUGAUGGUGGGACCCACAAGUGCUUUAUUCAUGGACGAGAUCUCGAAUGGCCUGGACAGCUUGACCACAUGGCACACAUCACGGAUGCCACUAUUGUUGUCUCACUCCUUCAGCCGGCCCCCGAGACAUUUGAUCUCUUUGACGACGUGAUGUUGAUGGCUGAGGGCAAAAUCAUCUACCACGGUCCCAAGCAAGAUGUUGUAGAGUUUUUCACAAGUUGUGGAUACAACUGCCCCGAGAGUAAAGGGGUUAUCUCGAGAAAGGAUCAGGUGCAAUACUGGCAUAAGUCCCAGCACCCUUACAGUUACGUGUCGAUUGACGUUUUUGCCGAAAAAUAUAAAGAGUCAAUUCACGGGAAGAGGGUAGCGGAGGAACUCUCUGUGCCUUUUGAUAAGUCGAUGGGCCAUGAGAAUGCAAUUAGUUUCCACACACACUCUCUGUCCAAAUGGACACUAUUCAAGGCAUGCAUGUACCGGGAGUACCUUUUAGUAAAAAAGAAUUUGUUCGUGUACUUAUGCAAAUCUAUUCAGCUCGUCAUCAUUGCAGUUGUGAGCAUGACUCUGUUUGUGAGGACAGAGAUGGGGGUGGACCCCGUGCAUGCCAACAGCUACAUGGGAGCUCUGUUUUACUCCCUUUUGGUCUUUAUAGUUAAUGGCAUACCAUACCUCUCCAUGAUGGUUGCCAAGGUUCCAGUUUUCUACAAACAGCGAAACUUGUACUCUUUCCCAGCAUGGGCAUAUGCAGUCCCUGCAACCAUCAUCAAUAUUCCUUUCUCGUUGUUCAGUGCCGUUGUGUGGACAUCUCUUACUUACUACGUCAUUGGGUACAGCCCAGAGGCCGGCAGGUUUUUUCGAUGCAUGAUUCUGAUGUUUGGUGUGCACAUAUCUUCGAUUUCUAUGUUCCAUCUCUUGGCAUCUGUGUUCCUGUCGUUGGUUUUGUCCUCCAUGGCUGGAAACUCUAAUUUGAUAGACAUUGCAUUUUUCACAAACUCGAUGCCAGAUUGGUUGAAAUGGGCCUUUUGGUUGUCGCCUAUAUCUUAUGCGGAGAUUGGCCUUUCAAUUAAUGAAUUUCUAUCUCCAAGGUGGCAAAACGCACUGUCCGAAAAUACGACUGUAGGACGUUUGACACUUCAAAACCGAGGGCUGAACUUCGGGAGAAAUCUUUAUUGGAUAUCAGUUGGUGCUUUGUUUGGACUUGCAGUGCUCUACAACGUUGGUUUCACGCUCGCGUUGACUUUUUUAAAACGUAAGAGCUUUUACUCAAGUGUGCUCUGCCUCCGCUUCUCAACACAUGCAACAGCCAUUGGUUCUCGUGCCAUCAUCUCGAAAGACCGACAUUCCAAGGAGCAAGGAAAUAAGGAACUUGAAAACAACAGCCCCAAAGAAGAACAUAAUAGUGAUACUUCUCGUAGAGAUGGAUUGGUUUUACCUUUUGAACCCUUGACCAUGGUGUUUCAGGACGUGCAGUAUUAUAUCGAGACCAAAAAUCUGCAGCUUCUUCAUGACAUCAGCGGCACAUUCCAGCCUGGCGUCCUCAUAGCUCUAAUGGACAUCAGUGGGGCCGGGAAAACGACACUUCUAGAUGUGCUCUCUGGAAGAAAAACCAGUGGCAUUGUAGAAGGUGAAGUAAGAGUCGGAGGGUACCCGAAGGUUCAGAACACAUUUGCCAGGAUCUCGGGUUACUGUGAACAAAACUACAUUCAUUCCCCUGAAAUUACCGUCCACGAAUCCCUUAUUUUCUCCGCAUGGCUGCGCCUUGAUCCUCAAAUUGAUUCCAACAGGAAAUACGAAUUUGUGAAGCAAGUCCUGGAGACCAUCGAGCUAGAGGGGAUUAAGGAUGCAUUAGUGGGCACGCCAGGAGCGGAUGGCUUGUCGACCGAGCAACGCAAGCGGCUCACAAUAGUUGUGAAGCUUGUGGCUAACCCAUCGAUUAUUUUCAUGGACGAGCCCACGACUGGGCUGGACGCAAGGACUGCAUCUGUUGUCAUGCGGACAGUGAAGAACGUGGCCAACACCGGAAGAACCAUCGUCUGUACCAUUCACCAGCCGAGUAUCGAUGUAUUUGAGACGUUCGAUGAGGGAAUAUCGGGUGUGCCAAGGAUACAAGCUAACUACAAUCCAGCAACAUGGAUGUUGGAGAUCACUUCCGUUUCAUCAGAAGCCAAACUCGGCUUAGACUUUGCAGACAUUUACAAAAACUCUAGUUUACACAAAGUUAACAAAGAUCUCGGACAGAAGCUGAGUAUUCCGCCACCCGGUUCGAAGGACUUGCAUUUUGAGAGACCUUAUGCACAAAACAGCUGGGGACAGUUCAAAAGCUGCCUUUGGAAGCAGCACUUUUCCUACUGGAGAAGCCCUUCGUACAACUUGAUGCGAUCCCUUCAUAUGCUUUUCUCGUCUUUUCUUUUCGGCAUCCUAUUCUGGAAUCAAGGCCAAAAGAUGUGAGUAGACUGUCCCAAGAAAAAAAAAACAAAUAUAGUAUUAAACGGUUGUUGACCUUUUAAUAUAUUCAUUUGUUUAUGUGUUAGAACAUGAAGGUACUUUG
Messenger RNA from Striga asiatica, 3105 nucleotides. NCBI's taxonomy places the organism in Eukaryota, Viridiplantae, Streptophyta, Magnoliopsida, Lamiales, Orobanchaceae. The record is from the annotation of a GenBank genome assembly.